Messenger RNA from Armigeres subalbatus, 2145 nucleotides. RefSeq lists its product as uncharacterized. The record is from RefSeq and is a predicted model, not a curated record. The coding region runs from base 1 to 2145 and encodes 714 amino acids. The transcript has 6 exons. NCBI's taxonomy places the organism in Eukaryota, Metazoa, Arthropoda, Insecta, Diptera, Culicidae. Gene Ontology annotation, molecular function: nucleic acid binding.
AUGGAUUUUCAUCUCAGUCAAAUCGCUGGUCAGGACAGUUGGGAGGAAUUUGGCUUGGACUGCGUUCUCACAGCAUCUGAGGUCGACCAACUUUCUGCAUUGACCGAUACGGAAGACGUUGCAAGCCAGGUGCGUACACUUUCACUGGAUCAGGAUGAAACUCUACAACUGGAAAGCGAAGAACAAGUUGGCUACGGAGAUUCAAGUGAAGUGGAUGGAGCUCAAGAUACGACGGAACCCAUACACGAAGACGCUUCAAGAUCAGAUGGAAGUGUUCCUAAAGCAGCGACAAGAGAAGUUAUAUCGGAGAUGGAAAUUUUGCACACCAACAAAGGAAAACCCAUGCUAAUGGAAAAUGGAUACUGUUACCAUUUGAAUAAGAAGAACAAAGACAUUCAUUAUUGGUCUUGCAUCAAAAAACGGGUCAAGCAACAGGAGAAUCGAUGCCAAGCAACAAUUCAAACACGGUUAGAAAACGCAGCUCAUGUUCUUGGACAUGCAUCAAAUCAUAACCACCCUCCAAAUCCCUUGCAUGUACAGUGCCGAAAACUUAGAAGUGAAUUGAAACGUCGGUCGGUAUCACGCUGUGAACCUCCCAUCACUACUAUCCGAGAGUGCGCAAAGGAUGUGCCCAACGAGGUGCAAACUAUGGUUUCAAAACCUGCCCAACGAAAAAUAUGUCAGCGAUCACGGCAACCAGCUAAAUACCCUGCAGAACCAACCCCGGGUAACUAUGAUGAUAUUCCGGAACAGUACAAAAAAACCUUGGACGGUGCCGAUUUUUUGUUGUCUACUUCGGAUUCUGUUCUGCUAUUCACCACGAUUGAUAAUCUUCGCCGUCUAUCGACCGCAAAAAUUUGGAUGCUCGAUGGAACGUUCGCUACCGCACCACCAGGAUUCAAACAAAUUUAUUCUAUCAUGGGAUGUAUUGGCUCCGAAGAUACAGCAAGGUAUCUACCUUUUGUUUUCAUGCUUCUUACGAAUAAAAGCGAAGAAACGUAUACGUGCGCUCUCGAAGAAUUGGUAAAAAUCGCCGAGACAUUUGGAGUGGAGUUGGAUCCAGAAUUGGCCUUGACAGAUUUUGAACGAGCGGCUAUCAAUGCUAUAGGUAAUGUUUUUCCGGACUGCAAGCGUCAAGGAUGCUUUUUCCAUCUGACUCAAAAUUUUUUUAAAAGGAUUCAGAAUUGUGGUCUCUUAGGAGUAUAUUCAAAAAAUGAAAGCAUUUUCAUGAACUUCAAGAAGAUUGAGGCGCUCGCAUUUGUGCCACUAGAGCACGUCGAGAAAGCGUUUGAAAUGAUUGCUGCCAGUGCUCCACCUGAGCUAGAACAGUUUAUUUCAUACGUAGAAGAAAAUUAUGUGCUAGGACGUGUUCGUAAACGGAAAAAUGAUGGCAGCCUUGUAAGAAGCGCACCUACGUUCACCACAGAUCUGUGGAACGGAAUUAUUGUUGAUAUGGUUGAUGCUCUGGAGCAGUUUCAGAAUGGUUCUGGAACGCAGACCACAGGUGAUGGUGUCGCUGUGGUUGAUGAGCAAGAAGAUGAGCAGGAAGAGAGAAUGUACGUGAGGAAUUGGCCGAGCGAAGACGAGUUAGAUUGGAUUCACCGACUGGAAGCACGAUUGGGAGGGCAGUUGGAAGGCAAGUUGAAUCCGGUUCCAAAGAGUCCUGUUCCGUUCCAGACCCUACAUUUGGAUCAUGUAGGUCCGUUUCCGUCAUUCACCAACGGAAAUGUACACGCAGAAGCGCCGUCACGUUCUGAGGCGUGGUCGGGUCACCGAGGGCGAACGGCCAAGUGGAACGAGCAAAUCGCAGUUCGUACAAUGCUACAAGAUAAUCAUCGUAAGUGGGAUAUGAACUUGCCUGUAGUACAAUGGGCCAUAAACAGUACGCCUAAUACCACUACUGGAGUAUCUCCAAGCCAGCUGGUUCUAACUAACAAACCGAGAGAUUUUGUCCGCAACGAAAUAGUACUACCGAUUUAUGGUGAAUCAGAUAACCGUGUGGAGAAUAUCGACGAACUGAAACUACGAGCAAACGACAACAUCAGGACCAAGGAGAAGCAACAGAAGGGUUAUUACGAUGCAAGAAGGCGAGAAGCGAAGAAGUAUAUGUUGGGCGACAUGGUCUUAGCUGAAAAGGCGAAUUGA